CUCGGCAUUUUCACAAAGGUCAACCCGCAUAUGAGAUGAUGGAGACUGACCCAGACUGGGCUCCAUCCCUGCAUCUGGGCCACACUGACAUCAGACCAACAGACACAGACCGCUCUUUAAGACGUGGUUAUCGGGAACAGCUGAAAAAGAAUGCCCUGCAAGCAACUGAAACGGGGCUCCAUCAGGCUGAUGAAAUCCUUCAGCGACAGGAUGAAGUUACACAUGAGGCGACAGAGAACCCUAACCAGCAACAGACUGACACGCAGAAGGCUGCUGAAAACGUUGGCCGGCCAAACACCAAGGAUGACACAGAAGGUGGUCGUCAGGAAGGACAGACAGAAUGUAACCUGUGUGUGCUCAGGUGUGCAGAGAUGAACCGUCUUUUGGAAGAAAACAGAGAGCUGCGGCGUGAACUUGAUGAGCUGCAGAUCUCUGAUGGCUUCUUUGGAGACAGUAAUGAAAAAGUCAAGUACUAUACGGGUCUACCAAACUUGGCAACCUUUAUGGCUUUGUUUAAUUUUCUGCUGCCUCUCAUGUCUGCUCAAAAUAAAAUUCUCAGUCCAUUUCAAAUGCUUCUGCUAACCUUCAUGCGUCUGAGAUUGGAUCUGCCCUCACAACACCUUGCUUAUCUCUUCCUUGUUUCACCAGACAGUGUACAGAACAUUCAAUGAAAUGGUGUCAUUUUUAUAUGCAAAUCUAAAGUGUGCUAUUGUGUGGCCAGAUAGAGACACCUUGCACAAAAUUAUGCCUCAUCAGUUUGUGGAGGCCUUUGGACAUAGAGUCACAGUGAUUAUUGACUGUUUUGAAAUUUUCACAGAGAAACCAGCUAAUUUGAAGGCACGUGCCCAGAUGUUUUCCUCCUACAAGCACAAUCAUACCAUGAAGUAUUUAAUAGGCAUAACACCCAAGGGAGCUAUAUGUUUCUUGUCAA
Molecule: messenger RNA, 931 nt
Organism: Cyprinodon tularosa
Lineage: Eukaryota; Metazoa; Chordata; Actinopteri; Cyprinodontiformes; Cyprinodontidae
Exons: 3
Coding region: 36-671 (211 amino acids)
Source: RefSeq, a predicted model, not a curated record